Molecule: messenger RNA, 1158 nt
Organism: Saccostrea cuccullata (small rock oyster)
Lineage: Eukaryota; Metazoa; Mollusca; Bivalvia; Ostreida; Ostreidae
Product: E3 ubiquitin-protein ligase TRIM45-like
Exons: 2
Coding region: 35-802 (255 amino acids)
Molecular function (GO): zinc ion binding
Source: RefSeq, a predicted model, not a curated record
GACACUUAUCAUGACAGAGUUUUGACCAACAAUAAUGGAUGAAGUACCAGAUACAGCCCAGCACUUUAUUGAGUGUGACACAGAAUCCUGUAGGAACUUCUCCGAGUUUUAUUGUAAUAAAUGUCAUCAACCAUUAUGUGACCAUUGCAGAGAGGCGCAUUUGAAGAAAAAAAAACAUGAGAUUGUCCUUUAUCAAGAGAGAAAAAGAAAACUUCCUUCAGAGAAAUGCAGGAUCCAUCCCACCAAUGACAUAGAUAUCUACUGUACUUUUUGCCAGGAUCCUCUUUGUUCUACAUGCUUUGCUCAAGAUCACAGUGGCCAUGCAGUCACUGACCUUGAAACCAUCUACAAUGACAUUCUACAGCAAUGUCAGAAAAAAAUAAGCAAGAUCUGGAAUACUGUCAUUCCUGGGGCUAAAAAUGAUGUUGAAUCAAUGAGAAAAAAUGCCGUGAAAAAAAUUACCAAAUUAAGAUUCUUCAUGAAGAAGAGAGCAGAUGAACUAAAGAAGGUUGUUGACAGUUUAUUAAGUGAUAAUAAUAAAAAACUUGAUGUGAUCGAGAACUCUGUACUAAAUGAUAUUAAUGAACAUCAGAAGAAAACAGAGGACUAUAUGAAAAUCCUGGAAAAAAUAACUACAGACUAUGAGAGUAAAUUGUCCUCAGUAAAACAUACUGAACUUAUGAAAUUCCAUUUAGACAUAUCAUUAGCCACCCUGAAGAUACCUAAAAAAGCUGAACCCAAACUGCCAAUUCUAAAACUAGGUACACUAAAUAAAAAAAGAAAUAGCAAAACAGUUUGGUAAAAUUGAAAAACAGUCAUCGGAAAGGUUUAAACUUUCAUCUGUCACAAAAAUAAGUGAUAUAACAAUAAAGAAAUACAAUUUCCAUUUGUCUCUCUUGCCUCCCAAUAGAUUUUGGGCCAGUGAUAACUUGGGAAGUCUCGCUCAGUUUGAUAUGGAAGGAAACAUUUUUCAAAAAAUAUCAACCAGUUUGUGGGAUAUCCGAGGUUACCACACAGUCACCACAGAGGGAGAACUUCUUUACACAGAUUGCAGUGAAAACAUUGUAUACAUAGUAAAUAGUGAAAAGUCCAUCGACAGACUUAUUCAGACAGGGAACUGGAAGCUUGGAGCUAUCUACUCCUCUCCUAUCAAUGGAC